Molecule: messenger RNA, 462 nt
Organism: Ustilago hordei
Lineage: Eukaryota; Fungi; Basidiomycota; Ustilaginomycetes; Ustilaginales; Ustilaginaceae
Exons: 2
Coding region: 1-462 (153 amino acids)
Source: RefSeq, a predicted model, not a curated record
AUGAACUCACUUUGGCUCAUUCUCCUCCUUAGCACUCUCAGCGUCCUUUCUGCGGCCUUUGCCCAAAACUGUCCGCUGGAGUUGACCCCAAUUCUCCCUCAAAACUCGGACUUCAACAAAGCUUGUUCUUCCGAAUCUGCCUCCAAGUGGGAGACGAGAAAAGACGUGAAAGUAACUCCUAUCGUCAAAGAUGGUUUCUUGACCGACUUUACCUUUGCCGACAUUACUAAGGAUUAUUAUGUCAAUUAUAUGGAAGCAGGCGUAGGCUUGCGGUACCAGUUCCGCAAUAGUGAUGACUGUUUUGAUCUAGCCUGGGACAUAAAUAGCGAGAGGGGCCAGUAUUGGAAGUUGAGCGGAGCUGUGGCAAAUGGCGGAGAGGAGUUAUUUGAUACAAGCAAAAGCCGUGGCGGUGGUGUCAAGGUUUGCGAUCGUUAUGUUGAUCUUUGGUUGGAGAAGUAUUGA